ACAUGGCUUCCCAACAAAUACCUCUGAAUGUAUAAAGGCAAAAUUACUAAACCGCUGUCGCAUUGUAAUGUGAAAACGAUUUCUAGUCAGAGUCAAAAAUCCUGGCCGUUUUGCUUUGAUUUAAUGCUUCAUUUUGUGGCUUAGCUGUUCAUCCAUAUGACCACUCUAAAUGAAGCCAUUUUUUCACCUCAGUUAUCGGAGUACAUCCCCUUUCCCAAAUGUCAGAAGAUCGCAUUGGUUAAAGGUUGGCAACUUAAAUUAAUCGUAUCACCUUUACAGCUGAUAAUUGAUCGACCAAGUUUACAAGCCCACAGACAAUGCAAACGAACGAAAACACAUGGAAAAACAAUCGCAAACGAUUUACAUAAAGGAGUGGAUAAGAAAACAUAUGUGGUCGAUAUACUUUUGAGCCUACUGAAUGGUUAUAGCGUGAUUAUUCUUCUAAAAGUUGCAACAAUCGAACGCUUUUUCCCUUUCAACGUGAUGACCUUGGGUGUUUUCACAUUAUUUCACUCGAUAAUUGUGGCUCAGAUAACAUCUGAAAUUGCUGCUUUUACUGAAGGCCUGUCAUUCUUCUUUGUAUUGCUUACAUCAACCAUUUUAUUCGUAUUUGCAACAAGAUAUUCUCAUGAUAUUACGAAUAGCUUCAGUCAAUACUUCUGUUUAUUUACAAUGCCAUUAGCAUUUAUUCCAAUAUUUAUUGUGAUAUUUGCAGUUGAAGGAUUUGAAAGUAUACUGACUAAAGUGUUCAUGGGAUUCACUACAAUUUACUUCCUUCUAUUUACAAGCAUUACAGCUCAAAUCCUUCAAGGUUCUCGUUUUGUUGAAGUGGAUACACAGGAUUAUGUUCUAGGAUCAAUGCAGUUAUUCACUGAAAUUCUGUGUGCAUCACUAGCUAUGUCAACGUUAUUAGAUGGCAGUUCUUCUGAAGAGUAUUAUUGGUUUACAACAAUAUUUUUAACUUUCAAUAUUCAUUUACUUUAUUUUUUCAUUCUGGUUAAUGCUGUUGAAUUGAAAGCAAACUGA
This is a messenger RNA of Heterobilharzia americana, 1026 nucleotides long. Lineage: Eukaryota; Metazoa; Platyhelminthes; Trematoda; Strigeidida; Schistosomatidae. The record is from the annotation of a GenBank genome assembly.